AAUCAAGGAAGGUUGGGUUCAGGGCACAUAUGUAAACAUGUAUAAUGAUAUGUGUUCAGUAUGUUUUGAGUAUGAAACAAAAUUAUAACCUUUUCCUUAUAUUUAUUUUUACUUUUUUUAUACUUUUACUUUUACUUUUACUUUUAUUUUAUUUUUUUUUAUUUUUUAAAAAAAUGAAAACGGAAGAAGAUCUAUAUAAUCAAUCAACAUUGUUCUAUCCUCCUCUUUGGAGACAAAGAAGAAGUUUUAUUUUAGAUGUCGUUAAUAGGUUUGAAAUCGAAACUAUCCUUGAUUAUGGCUGUGGUGAAGCCUCUGUACUAUCAUUCCUAAUUCCUUCAAUUGAAAAUAAGAUUACUAAACUGGCAGGCAUUGAUAUUGAUCAAAAUGCGUUAGAAGAAGCCAUUGAACGUUGCAUGCCUUGGAAAACCGACUUUGAACAAUUACGACCACAUCCUCUUUCCAUUGAUAUUUUUCGAGGUUCUAUAGGAAUCCCUGAUGAUAGAUUAAAAGGAUAUCAAGCUAUUAUUUGUACAGAAGUUAUUGAGCAUGUUCAACCUAAUGUCUUGGAUUCAUUUUUUAAUUUAACACUAGGCAUUUAUCAUCCAAAGAUAUUAGUUGUCACUACGCCUAAUGCUGAAUAUAAUAUCAAUUUCCCAGAUUUAAAAUAUGGCACUAAAGAAUCUAUCUUUAGACAUGAGGAUCAUAAAUUUGAAUGGACAAGAAAAGAAUUUGAAACUUGGUGUGAAGAAGGAGCAAAAAAGUUCGGAUACAAGACAGAAUACCAUGGUAUUGGGUUACUACAUGAUAAAUAUGAUCAACUAGAAAAUGGUCAUUGUACACAAGCAUGUAUAUUUAUACGGACAAAUGAUAAGAAUGAAAAAGUGAUGAAUACAGAUGGAAUCUCGCAUGGUCAGCCACAUGAAUUAUUAAAGCAUAUUGAAUUUCCGUAUUACAAUGAACCACCGUUGAGCAAAGAUGAGAUUAUUGCUGAAUUAAAAAAAUAUAUUCAAAUACUUUGUGAAGCCGAAUACUAUGUUCAGCAACAAAAAGUGAGUAGAGGACAAAAAGUGAAAAGAAAAGAAGAUACCUUCCCAAUCGAUUUUGAUUUAAUUACUGAUUGGAAUAAUUUUGACCUGUCAAAGUAUAUACCACAACAAGAAGAAACAGAUACUACUUAUCAACAAACUAAUUUUUACACAAAGACGCCUACUGUCUUGCCUUUAUCUUGUCUUUGGAAUAUUCAUCGUAUUCAAUUAAUAUGCAAAACUAAAGACUAUUUUAUACAUUUACUUUCCUUCUUGGACGUACACGAUUAUGAAAUCAAAGACGAUCAUUUAUUUAUUUAUAAGGCCUUUAAAAUAGAAAAUACAAUAGUAGAUUAAAAUAAAAAAAAAA
Cokeromyces recurvatus is the source of this 1395-nucleotide messenger RNA. RefSeq lists its product as uncharacterized. The transcript has 4 exons. Gene Ontology annotation, biological process: RNA methylation; piRNA processing; siRNA processing. Gene Ontology annotation, cellular component: nucleus; cytoplasm. The record is from RefSeq and is a predicted model, not a curated record. NCBI's taxonomy places the organism in Eukaryota, Fungi, Mucoromycota, Mucoromycetes, Mucorales, Mucoraceae. Gene Ontology annotation, molecular function: O-methyltransferase activity; RNA methyltransferase activity. Bases 174 to 1382 code for a protein of 402 amino acids.